This is a messenger RNA of Pelobates fuscus (common spadefoot toad), 3722 nucleotides long. RefSeq names its product proline rich nuclear receptor coactivator 2 (gene PNRC2). Bases 387 to 794 code for a protein of 135 amino acids. The record is from RefSeq and is a predicted model, not a curated record. Gene Ontology annotation, cellular component: P-body; nucleus. Gene Ontology annotation, biological process: nuclear-transcribed mRNA catabolic process, nonsense-mediated decay. The transcript has 3 exons. NCBI's taxonomy places the organism in Eukaryota, Metazoa, Chordata, Amphibia, Anura, Pelobatidae.
CGGCGCGUCGAGUUGGAAGAGCGAAGGCUCGGGUGUGAGAGGCGGGAGCCGGUCAGUGUCGCAGGCUCGGGCUUGUUUUUGAUAUAUUUUAACCCCAACAACAGAGGACUAACACAUCGCUGCCGGACUCUGUCCCAGCUAGGCGGAGAGAGAGGAGCUGUCCUGGUGUUACCAAGUCUCGCUGUGCGAGUGUCACCCUACUGUCCCCUGUUGCCUUGCGCACAAGGGGUUUCCAUGUUGGUUUUGGAUCUUUACUGUCCUAUGCAAGUGCAAACUGGAAGGUUAAAGAAGGGAUUGCAAAGAAAGCAUAAAGUGCUAAUUUUGAGAUCUGGGAAAGGAGUUGAGAAGUUUGAAGGAUCUGCUGAAAGGUGACAAAACAGUUCAAGAUGGGAGGAGGUGAGCGAUGUAACAUUCCUGUUCAACAGCAAAGAACUGUUGGCAAACAGAAUAAUCGUCAGAAAGUAUUUGAUCGCAACAAUCAAAAGGCAAAUACCUGUCGUGCUAAAGACAAAGGUCGUGGUUACAAUCCAUCUGGUCUUGCAUGGCAGGCCAUGCAGAAUUGGUCCAACAACACUCGCUCAACAAACCAGAACUGGAAUUUAGGAUUGUCAGGAUCAAAGAACCUCUUCCAUGGUCAGCUUAACCAGAAUUAUGCUGGAGCCAAAUUUAGUGAACCACCGUCACCAAGUGUUCUUCCCAAACCUCCAAGCCACUGGGUACUUCUUUCCUGUAAUCCUGCUGAGAAAGAAUUGAUGUCAUUUCAAUUAAAGACCUUGCUGAAAGUCCAAUCUUAACAAGCAUUUCAGGCCAACCAAUGUCCCUGGGAUAAUUACAGCAUUUCAAGUUGAAGACUAUGCAGCUUUACUUUAGUCAUAAAGUAGCUUAUCUAGCACACCUACAAAUCAGGAAUUGGUCUGCUCUGUUUAGUUACUCAGAAUAACUGAAUGAGAUGUUGGGGAACCUUCCAUGAAGACUCCUGCAUCUGAAGCACUCAUCACUGCAUUGUUAGUGUGUUGCAAUUACUUCUUGGUUUUUUUGUAUUUCAUAUUUAAAUCAAUACAUCGAUUGUUGCACUUAAAAGUAAUGGAAGAAUGUCUUUUGGGGCUGUCUUUGAUUACGGUCAGCACUAGUAAAUUGCAACAUAUGCUGUGAAGGCUUGGUUCUUUUAUCAAUGUAUUGGUACAUGUUGUAAUAUAUCUAGAGCAGGCUAACACACUUUUUUUUGUCUCAAUAUUCAACAGUGGAUUAGCCACCAUUUGCAUUGCGUAGCCAAGUUACCAGCCUAGCUUUGUUUUUAUACCACUUAUGUGCCAACAACUCAAAUGUACUGCCAAAGUCUGUUUUUGAGGGUUUUACCAGUAACUAAAACCAAAUCACUGCUACUCCAAUCUUUCUUUCCCGGUGUAAAAUUUGUCAAUACCCUUCCAGCCCAAUCUAGACUGCUUGCAAUAUGUGGUGUUGAUCACCAUGUAAAUGUUCUCUAGUAUAAAUUUUGUUAACUUUUUUUUUUUGUACAUUCUAGAACUGCUUAGCAGGUGUGCUUUAAACAUGACACUUAAUGCUUGAUUACAAUCCAUUAUUUUCUGGACACAUGGAAUAGUCUCCAGCCUCAGGAUUUUUUAUUUUUAAAAUCUGCAGUUUUUAGGUUCAGUUUUCAGUAUUUAACUGAAAUCUGUUGUAAUCUAGAUAUCCAAACCCCCCCCAACCAUUCCUGUCACCCUUUACCUACUUUUUUGUUAAGUGGGGAUGGGGGCACGAGUUCCCUAUUAACAGACAUUUGAAAACCAGAGUCAAAGACAACUACUGGCUUCAUCUUAGGAACCUGACAUUUGGUCCAUUUUAUCUAUUUUUAUUUUACAAGCUGGCCUGUAUUAAUGGAACUAUAAUAGCCUGGCUCCUAAAUCUGGAGCCCUGCGUUGGAUAGUAAACCCAUGUAACUUCCUGCUAAGUUAUUGCAUGUUUUGGCAGCAGGCUAUAAAGGGCUGUCCUUACAGCUGCUCUACUUAGAAUAUUUUUUUUUCUGUGCAGCAGAUUGUUGGGGGAAAGCUGCUCUUAUUAUCCUGCUGAACAGUGCAUACAAUGUCAAAUCCAGAUGUAUAAGUGUGUGUAUAUAAUCUCAAUGUUCGGUGUAAAGUAAUGAUUUGAAUGACGUCACUUUUUCUUCCCUCUCAAAUGUAGUCUUUGUAUAAUUGGUCAUUCAACUAGCAGCACUCUUCAACUUGAAAUUUUGUAACUGUCUAUAUAGUAAUAAUAUGAACAACCGAGUAGCUGUGUAAAUAGCUGUACAAGUUGUAGUAUAUGUAAAUGAGUGCAGGAAACCCUGCAAAGAGUAUUUUUUAGUACAAAACUGCUGAAUGUAGUCACCAGAUCUGUGACUUCAGAAACUUAUUUUGUUUAAAUAAAACACGAACGUAGCCUUUUGCACGAAGUGCCAGUAUAAAUAUGUACACAUUCUCGUGUUCUCAAUUAUAAACUGGUCAUGUAGUGGGAUUGGUGCAAAUGAAGCUUCUAAGGAUUUUACAUAAAAAUAAAAAAAAAGUUAGCAGCUGCUCAAACAUGUAUAAAUAGAUGUAUUUUUGAUAUUUGUGCAGUCUGAGUAUUCCCACUGCUCAAACUGCUUUAAUUGAUGCAACAUUGUGAAAUUGUAAUUGGGGCUAUCUAAAGACUCCACCAUAGUUAAGAACAUUCUGUACUGCACUGCUUGGGAAUAUAUUUGAAUGGACCAUGUGAAACUCAACUUAUAAGUGUUUACAUCUGAACUGUCAGAGCCCACUUUCACUGCUACUUUUAAACAGCCUUACCUCUUAUCCUGGAUUUCUGUUUUUCAAGAGAAUGGACAUUCCUUUUAAUACCCCUACACGGACUUCUAAAUUGUUAAGAGAUGACGAUUUUGUUUAUCAGUAUUGUCUUGUGAAAUGGAGGAGUAUGUAUUACAUUUGAACAUAAUAUGGUCAACCCUGUAUUCAGUACUACCCAGUUCUCUCAAAGGUGCAGAUUUCUAGGAAUUCUUCAUGUGUCCUUGUAGAUGUUAUAUUUGAUCAUGUGAAUAGGGAGACCUGCACUUUUCUAUCGAUUGGCAGUGGAACCUUGCACUGAUUUUGGUCUUCAAAGGAACAUGGAGCUGGUGAACAAAGACCAAUGCAGGCUUUUGCAGAAUUCGGUAGAAAUGGCAACUUAUCAAAGGGUUAGUCCUGUCCCAGAAUGCCUUGUAAAACCUUGUAUUUGCACAGAUCUUGGGAAAGGUGUGUAGGUUCAUUUUUUUUAUUUUUUUAUUUUUUCCCAGCUCUACUAGAUUUAUGCAGUCCCUUUUGUUUCAGAUGCCUAUUUGUAAACUAGUCCAAACACAAAAACUGACUUUUUUUUUCCCCAUUAAGUACUUAAUGCUGCUGAUGUGGAACAUCUUUACUAUAUUUGUAACCAUUCAUCGUGUGAAUAUGGCUGUGCUAUAUUCCUUAACUGUUCGUUUUUGUUUUCUUUUCACAAUGUGAUUGUUUAAAAAAAAAAAAAGAGAGAAAUAAUCUAUUUAUACACUAAAAUGUGUCUGCAGUAUGCAAACAUUAGGAUACUUCCAAGGCAAUUUAAAUUGGCUUAUGUUUAAAUUCUACAACUACCCCACCCCCAUGCUGAAGUCACAAGUGGUUUUUAUUUGGAAGUACCUCCCCCCAAAAAAACAAUAAUUUGGAAACUAUAACAAAAUAAAUAAACUCCUUUUAACCCCUAAA